AUGGGCGGCAAGCGCAAGGCAAGCGACACGGUUCCCAAGGCCAAAGCUGGGGAGAAGAAGGCGGCGAAGGCAAAGGCAAAGCCGAAGCCGCUGGUGGUCAAGCCUUGUACUGAACUCGAGCUCUCCAAGGAUUCCCUGAACGCCCACGUCCUCGCACACCUGGCCUCCUGCGAUGCUACCACAUUGAAGGAGGAGUGCUUCGCAGGCAUCCUGGAGGAGCCCCCAAAUGGAACUUGCGGGCUGCUGCCGUACGAUGCAGGUGUGGCCACCGCCAAGCUAUCGAAAGGGGAGCCCUACUGCUGCGCGGCGCCGCUGUGGUGGCUGAACUUGAAUUGGGAACUACAGCCUGGGGUGCCCAAGUACAAGUGUCGCCUGGAUUGCCUACAGAAGCACUUCUUCAGCAAGGCCGCGUUCAUCAAGAAGGAGGUGCUUGUGUACGUGGAAAUGCCAGAGCUGCCGCACUUGAACAAAGGGCAGCUUCUUGCUUUCGACAGCCCCGAAAUCCGAGACGCCUUUCGUCAGGCACUUGCCGCGGCAGUCAACCAUGCUCGUGACAUGGAGAUCACGGAUCGCCAGGAGGCCUUGAAGCCAUGGAAGGACGCAAUGCUGUCCGUGCCCUUCAGGUUCAAGGCCAUCGAGGCCGAGCAGCAUGUGACGAACACGUUGUUCAGCCCGGACAGCAUCAUCCAGGAGCGUGAGGAUGUCGGCGUUCUGCACGAGAACAUGAGGACUUCCGCUCUCAUGAGGUCCUUUGAGGUGAUGGACCUCAAGCGUCAGUUAGAGUCUGGGGAGAAUGCCGAGAAGCAGACAAAGCAGAGCCUGCGAGACAAGUACUCCGAUAUCAAGAUGGCCAAGGGAAGCGAACCAGUCACUGUUACCUUUGUGGAGCAAGCCCAAAUGAUACACAACAGCGCGGCCAUGAGUUCACCGCGUGUGCGCAAUAUCCUCCUGAGGUUCGACGAGCAAGGAUUAGAGAAUCCGAUGGACUCGCUCCAUAAAAUUCGAGAAGUAAUCGUGCAGUCCGACAAAACCAAGACCGAUAACCUCGAAUGGAACUUCGAGAUGUUGUUUGACUUUUGGCAGACUUGUUCAGAAGGUGGCGGUAAACGUGACAACAUAUCACUAGGUCUCCUCGAAGGGAAGAUGACCGGGUGGAACGGAAAGAGCUUGCCUCAGCUUUUCCUGUACAAACGCAGCCUGCUGCACUUCCUGUGGAAGACCAUGGAGAAGAUGACGUGGCAUUCAGAGGUGAAGGAGCUCCUUCGCUCGGUCACCGUCAGCGUGGUCGCCUGUCGCCGCCACCUAGGCACGCUUGACAAGCCUGCUGCGUUCGAACAGCGAGCCGGGUGGCCCGAAAGCGCAGACGCGCUCUUGCUCGCAAUCGAGAGCCUGGUCUACUCCUACCAGCAUGAUGAGAAGAUCCUGGCCUCUCUGAAGAACAGGAAGUCAGUGGAGGAGUGUCUGAAGCACGCCGACUUGAAACACUUCAUGGAAGCAGUGGACAAGACUCCCCCCGACGGCAACGUGGAUGAUGCAAACGAUGGCAUCGGCGAGGAAGAGGACGACGGUGAGUGUGCCGAGGAGGAAGGGGGCGACGCGCUGCCCGCCGUGCUUGACUGCAACAGGUCCGCUGCCGAGAUGUUCAUGCACAACAGCAGCGCGGAUACCGACGACAAGGUGCUGGAGAUGCGGAACAAGAUUAACAUGGGCGUGAAGGGAGCGGAGCGCAGGGUGAAAGGCUUGGUGAAGCUGGUGGCUGAGACAAGCGAGUCGAGCGACUUGCAGGCCUUGAUCGCCAACACGUCCGCUUUAAAGGUUCAAGGCAGCAAGAAGCAUUACAACGUCACUGUGGUUGAUGCAAAGCUGCUUUGCGAGAGUGGAGUCCAAGCCAAGUAUCGACCCCCUCCAACACGCCAGACGCAACUCACCAAGUUGCUGGAGGCAGCGUAUGGCGCCAAAGGCUCCGACUGGACUAUCGGCGACGCUAUCGUCGCUCUGGAUGGUGGCAAAGCAGACUUUGAGGAGAAGAUCCUGAAAGCCUUGCCCCAAGCAAAGAAGCUGCACCUGACGAAGUACUAUGUGACCUACACGUCGGAGUCCUUGGAAGGCAGAAUCCAGCGGCAGCAUCAGGAAACCAGCUUGAACCAGAUGGAGUGCGUCUACGUGUUCACUGUGGAGCCGCUCUCGGUGAUUGCCAGACCAAGGGCGACUAUGCCGACACAGACGACGCGGGGCAAUGUCAUCGGACCAUUGACAGCUGUGAAGUGGAGUGACGCCAAGGAGUGCUGGAACAUUCGCUGGGUCGACAAGAAGAAGAUGCUGGGCGCAGAGAACCUCGCCGUUCCGGAUGAUAAAGGUGAGGAAAAAGCGUGCAAGAACUCCGACGUGAUCCCAGCCUUAUUUUGGGAAAGCCCUGAGACGCUCGCCCAGGAGAUUUGCCAUUCUCUGGGGGCUGUCGCCGUUUUGGACCUGUCCGCAGGCAGCGGGCACUGGGCACUCAGUUGCCUUCGGCUGCGGCUUCCUUAUGUCGGAGUAACGCUGACUGCCACGCACAGUUCCAUGCUGGAAAAGAAGCUCACGUCCAAGGUGCUCAGCUUGAUGUCGGUGUCGGGAAAUUCCCUCUUCGACGCUGCCCACGCUUCUGCGCUCCAGGAGGCCACGAAGGGGCAAGAAGAGAACACCAAGAAUCAAAAGAAGAGGCCAGCGCCCAAGCCUAAAGUCCGUCCUGAGCCUGCGGUGGGCCAGAAUGCUGGAGAAGGUGGGCAAGAUGAGGCAGAUGGCGCGGCUGGCGGUGGCUCCGGCGGCGGUGAGGAGGGCGAGGGCAACACAAGCAGAGAAGAUCUCCUCAAGAAAAUCAGAAUGACAAUGGCCUGA
Symbiodinium natans is the source of this 2874-nucleotide messenger RNA. The record is from the annotation of a GenBank genome assembly. Lineage: Eukaryota; Dinophyceae; Suessiales; Symbiodiniaceae.